AUGACAGUUAAAAAAGUAUAUAAAUCUCAAAAGAAAUCCACAAACAAUCCAAGUACUAUGAAAGCAUCAAUAACCUCAACCUCAACUUCGACAACCCCUUCAAGGAGUUAUAAAGAUCUUAUAACUGACGCUUUAAUCGAAUUAAAAGGUGGUAGAAAGGGUACCUCUCGUAUCGCUUUGAAAAAAUUUGUAAAGGAAAGCAAUCCAAAUCUAUCAAGCAAUAGUAAUUUUGAUCAUUUUUUCAAUUUGGCAAUCAAAAAGGGUGUCACUGAUGGUAUAUUUGAACAACCAAAGGGUCCUUCCGGUACUAUAAAAUUAGUUAAAAAACCUGCCUCUUCAGACACCUCUUCCUCUAAGAAAAAGAAAUCAACGACCUCUUCUUCUUUUUCUUCUUCUUCUUCUUCUUCUUCUUCCUCUUCUCCAUCUUCUUCUACUCCAAAAUCAACUAAAAAAGUUUCUAAAAAAACAACAACAAAAACUACUAUUGUUAAAGCUCCAAAGAAAAUUACUAAAAAGACAAGCACAUCAUCAACCUCCUCUUCAUCUAGUUACAAAACAAUGGUUAUAAAGGGUGUUAUUUCAUUAAAUAACGGGAAAGGUUCCAGUCGUGUUGCAUUAAAAAAAUUUGUUAAAGAUUUAUACAUCAAGAAUUCCGGUGGUAAAGAACCACCUUCUAAUUUUGAUUAUAAUUUUAACAAAACUAUAAAAAAGGCAAUCGAUGAUGGAUAUUUAUCACAACCAAAGGGUCCAUCUGGUUUAGUCAAAAUAUUAAAGAAAGGUAAAACUUUCGUCUCAGCUGCUUAA
Molecule: messenger RNA, 804 nt
Organism: Arxiozyma heterogenica
Lineage: Eukaryota; Fungi; Ascomycota; Saccharomycetes; Saccharomycetales; Saccharomycetaceae
Gene: HHO1
Product: histone H1
Exons: 1
Coding region: 1-804 (267 amino acids)
Biological process (GO): nucleosome assembly; chromosome condensation; negative regulation of DNA recombination
Cellular component (GO): nucleosome; nucleus
Molecular function (GO): nucleosomal DNA binding; double-stranded DNA binding
Source: RefSeq, a predicted model, not a curated record